Molecule: messenger RNA, 1753 nt
Organism: Saprolegnia parasitica CBS 223.65
Lineage: Eukaryota; Oomycota; Saprolegniomycetes; Saprolegniales; Saprolegniaceae
Exons: 7
Coding region: 351-1679 (442 amino acids)
Source: RefSeq, a predicted model, not a curated record
GAUGGGCGACGUCUUUUCUGCCAGAGAACACGCCAAGUACUUUACGGGGAUGUCAUUGUGUUUGUGCUUGCAUCGCACGCCGAGAAGUUGGCGGACGCAUUCCCGGCCAUGGGCGCCAAGCGCGCCAUUUGCAUUCGAGCCAAUUGGGCCAUGAGCGAAGACGCUCGCGUCUUCUUUGCGAGCGUCGGUGAAUGCUUUGUCGGAGCGCAAGACGACGAGCUUCCGCAAGAAGUCCUGGAGUACAAGGAGCGCCAACUUGACAAGGGACUGGUUCGUACAAAUUAAACGAUGAUUCCAGGAGGUCCGCAAUUAACGGCAGAUUUCCAAGCGUCGUUUCGAUCGAAGGAUCGAUGUUUCCCACCUCGAGCAUGUACGACGACAUGGACGAAGAGCUCGCCAAGUCGACGUACUUGGGUGUACCUGCAACACCGCGCGAGACUGUCUCUUCCUCUGCGUCUUCCUCGCGACUGAGCACCGUCGUUUUUGCCAACUGCCCCAAGGCGCACGCGUGCGGCGUCCAGCUUGGCACAACGAUCGCGUUCUUGGGUCUCUUUGCUAUUGCGCAGGCGUACCUUUGGGACCGCUCGGCGCCCUUCUUCGCCGCGACUUCGCUCCUCCUCUGCUCGUACGAGUUUCUAUGGCUCGCUCACCACAGCACUCGCGCCCUCACCGCGUCGCUCGACCCAGACCAGUCGCCAAAUGGCACUGAUUCGUGCGGCCAAGCGCUCGCCGAUCGCUUCUUUGGCGGCCGUCUCAUUCUCGUGAGCCUUCUCGCUGGUGUGAUGGGUGGCAGCACCUACUAUGGCUGCACAUGGUACGGGUUUAACGUUCUCAACUCGUCGAAAGGCGUCAUGUACCCGCGGACGAUCAAGGCGCUGGGUACGUUUACGGGCGGCGGGUCCGGGCUCUUGAGCGUCUACUGUCCGUCGUGGUCGGCCGCAGUGACGCUCAUUUGCUUUGGCGCGUUCUUCGUCUGCGUCAGCAUCGAUGCCAUUGCGUACCAAGCGUCCGUUCUCUCGCACAAGUUUGUCAUGGACAAUGGCGAGCUCUACGCGCAGGGUGGAAGCCUCAUCAUUGCGCUCAUGCUCUUCAGUCCCGCACCACCGAUCGUGUCGCUCAUCUUGAUUUGCCACCACCUUGUCGGCUUCAUGUACAUUUUCGGCUGCUGCAGUGCGAUCUCGGGCUACAUUGAGCACCUGCACCAAACGUUUGCAGUCAACUUGCUCAGCGGCGUUCUCUACGCGACGAUCGGCGCGUCCUUUGCUCAGUACCUCUGGCACCGCUGCCUCGAAAAGUCGUGCGGAUCCUCGCGGUGCAACCUGCCCCUCGUGCGCUGCCUUGGCGCCGACUCGCCGCGCCUUUUCGAGAUCCUCGCGAGCUGCCUCGGAGGCAUCCUCGGUAUGUUCUUCACGACGCUCCACGUCGAUAUUGUCGGGUCCACAAGCGCCAGCGUCGUGUACACUGGCGGCGCAAUCUUCGUUGCCAACCUCGGAAGGUUGUUCCUUGCUGUGCUCAAGCAGGUUGCUGGCGACGCGCCACCACGCGGCAUCUUUGGCGUCCACGGUGGCCUCCUCGACGGCCUCCAGCUCUUCCUGCCGCUGAUCCUGGCCUUCUCGCCCUACUACCGGGUGUACCUCGGCAAUCCAGACCCUGCUGGCAACGGCACGCGUCCCAAUUAGCUACAAACGUCAACGUGGCUUGCAUCCCACAGGAAAAUAUUCGUUUUGCUAUCAACAAUAAAUGCCUGUCGUUG